CAGCACCAUGCAAUGGUUGCAUCAGGGUUAGUUCGACGGAUGCCCCCAAAGCAUCAGGAAAGUGUUUGUUGCCUUCCCAAACUAUGAUAUAGCAAGCCAUUUUAUAUUCAUUGUCACUGAAGUGAAAGGAUAUCACAGGUAUCUUCCUGUUGCUUGUUUUUGUCUCUUAUCGCAACAUUGGACACCUGAUAACAAGGAAGCGUGUUCAAUAAUCUAUGUUGGAGGCUUAGCCAUCGUAAUCAGUCGUCAUUUAUAGAAUUGUCUUCCUAGAUCAUGGUGAUUGUGCGUAAUAUUUUUCUGAUGUCUCUGAAGAGAAAUGUCCAUCUGCAGAUCUAGUUCUAAAGCUAAUGUCAGUUUGCCAUCUACUGAGCAUAGGAUACACUGGGAUAUCUCAGUCGGAUUCUGAUUCUGGUGUCUUGGAAUUGUUCUUUUGGAAUUCCUGAACAGACUACUGGUGAGGUCAAAUUAUCCUGCUGUGCAGGACCAAAAUACAGGGAUGAACGAAAGCAGUUUGGCCUGAACAUGUGCAAGAGUGAACAUCUUGUGAUCCACUGAUCAGUGAUGUGUUGGUGAAUAGUCAAUGAAUGCCUUUUUGCACUGAUGUCCUCACUAUUAACAUAUGUUGUGAAAAUUAACCUGUUCGCAAUGAUUGCAACGUGCUUUGUCCAAGUGUUGAUUUUCAGGAUGUGAUCAUGUUCAAACUUCAAAAGGAAAGAAAGGCCGAUGCUUAAUAAUAUCGUUGACUCUACUUUAUCUUAUUACAAGGUAUUGUCAGGCUCACCGCCAUAUUUGUGCAAACUGGGUAAACUGUAACUGAAUUGGCUGAGAGGUUUCUUAAGGGAUAUUCUUUGACCUGAGCCGGAGUUCAGGUUGACUGUUCAGUAAUCCAUAAGCUUUUCCUGCAUUGGCAUUUAGAGAGGAAAGUUGCCCUGUCUGUCCAUGAUGUCGUCAUCGUUGACUCUGAGAUGUAAGAGGAAUUUCAGGUCGUUUGGCAAAAAGUGGAGCUCAAGGUCAUGGAACUAUGGUGAAGGGGAAGGUGGGAGAAGAAGGAAGACUGAACGAGAGCAACUCCAGGCGGAGCUUGAGCUGGACCUACUGGAGGCAUGUUCAGACAUACGCAAGUUAGAGUUUCUUCUUAAGAAGCUGGGUUUCAGUGCAAUCAAUAAAAACUACAAGGAAACUCCUCUCUACAAGGCAGCACAAGGAGGACACCUGGAUGUCGUCAAGUUCUUGUUGCGCUGCGGAGCGGAUGGACGACCCAACCAGGAGAGUAAGAUAACCGCCCUCUACGCCGCUUGCCAAUAUGGCUACCUGGAAGUGGCCGAAACUUUGCUUAAGAGGUUUCCAGGUAUGGCUAGUGAGCAGACACAGGACAUGGAGCUCCCGCUGCAUGCUGCUGCCAAAGAAGGCUACCCCGCCUUGGUCAAACUCCUUCUGGAGUUCGACUAUAAGACGGCUGUCGAAGAAUCGAGCAUCUGCGAGUCCGACCUUGGAACCUCCGGCAUCACCUUCAAGUCCUACAAGGGCAACCUGCCCUUCUAUAUCAACCAGAGAAACAUCAACGGGCAGACCGCUCUCUACCUAGCCUGCAUGGCAGGACACCCGGAAGUGGUCCGCAUUCUCCUGGAGUACCAACCUUCGGGGACAGCGAGACAUUCCUACGCAACGCUCAAGAAGAAGUCCUAUGUGGAUGUUGAUUGCUACACGGUGCUUGGGCAGACGCCGUUGCACAGUGCUGUCAUGAAGGGCGAUACUGAGAUCGUUGCUCUUCUGCUCAGGCAUGGUGCUGAUGUCAACCUUCCCAUCAAGUCCAUACAGUGCCUCUUUGAUUCAGGGAAGGAGAAGGAUUCAGGAAAGGUGACAGAGAAGAUGUUCUUUGCAGAAGAGGAUUCCUCGCUGCUCUAUGAAGCAUGCAGUGCCAACGAUUACAACAUUGACAUCAUCAAUAUGCUUCUGAGGCAAGGUGCGCGUGAUGUUGAUGAUAAGGCCUUGAUGGCUGCUACAUUGGCAGUUCACAAUGAUGUCAAGACUAGUAUUCUGGCACACACUGGUGUGCAUCCAGAUCCAGACUUUGUGAUUGGAGACAAACCACUCAGCAAGUUCAAAAACUACUUUUUGGAAUGCUCGCGGAGUAGUAGCGUGGAUUUGGAUGAAUCGACGAUCAAGUUUGGGAAGGGAUCGCGGGAAACUGCAUCAAUGCAGAGGUCCCGUUUUGGAAGGCAGGACUCAAAUCCAGGUGAAAGACGCAAGGGUGGAAUCUUAGAUCGCAGGAAAACAGUUGCUAGUAUCAAGCGAUCUGUGAGCACGCUUGGAACAUUUGAUACUGCCGUCACCAUUGACUGGCAUGAUCACAACUUAACAGACAUUAAUGUAGAUUGGUUGGUGGAGGCUGGUUUUCGGCAUAACCCAGCUCUGAGACAUUACCCCGUUCCUGAAUCAGGGAUUCAUGACGUAGUCGCGACCAUCACACGCAUUGACAUUUCUGAUAACAGCCUUAGUCGGAUUCCUCUGGUUGUAUUCCAGCUGCCAUCCUUGCAGCAUCUAAAUGCCAGUAGGAACAAAAUUAGUAGGCUCCCUGAUGGAGCCGCAGUGGGAGAACAAUGCUCAAGGAAGAGCAGCUUUUCAGAAGGAUCUGAUGUAUUCGCUCUGGAUCAGUGGAACGCUCCAUUGCUCAAGCAUAUUCACCUAGAGCACAAUAGAAUAAGUACCUUGCCACCGGACAUCUUCUCAUUACCUUGUCUGGAAAACCUUUACCUUCAAAACAAUCGGCUUACGCACAUGCCUUUUGAGAUGUGGAUGUCACCUAAGCUGAAAAUGCUCAAUCUUAGUCGGAACAGGAUAGAAGAAUUACCAAGUUAUCAGAUGGACUCUGUUGGUGGUGUCAAUAUGAGCUGCCACUUGGAGACUCCAGGAAUUGUUGAUGAGAAUCACAUAGGAUGCAACCAGAAGACAAGUCAGAUGUCUCUCCCCAUGGCGCUCAUGGCUGAUUCAAAGAAAGAAUCGUCAGCAGUCAAAGGUGGGAAAUCCCGUAGCAGCCCUACGCUUGACGAGGCAGGCUUGGAGAGUCAAUCGACCCCUUCUAGGGGGAUGAAACGUCAGAUUUCCUCAGGGGCAAUGUCGGCUCCAGACUCUGAGGGAGUGGAGUCGGGGUCGCACACUCCCCCACGGCGGUAUUCCUUUGUCAACAUGAAGCGUCAUCGCUUGUGUAGCAUGGGGUCGUAUGAUGCCACGCACGAAGAAGAAGAAAAUGGGAACAUCGAUGAAUUGAGCUCCUUAGAAAUUCUUGAUCUUUCACAUAACAAACUUUCCCAGAUACCCUCAGGUUUACCUUGCCUGACUCCAAAGCUUACCAAACUCAUCCUAUCUCACAAUGAAAUCCUUGAACUCUGCUCUAUCAGCAAGCUGCCAGCUGGUCUGAUGGAUCUAGAAUUAGCCCAUAAUAGAGUCAAGCACAUCUCGGUGAUUGCACCAAGGACCUCUCUUCGAGGUAAGAACACUUCAUCACGGCUCAUACGGGCAGCCUCUACCGUGGAGAAUCCUACAAAUUCCACGGACUCGUGCUACAGUCCGAAGACCUCCUGCUACUUGGUCACCUCGCCGUUGUCGUCAUCGUCGUCAUCAAGACGGAGGAGCCGUGAGUCCGUCAUGGUGCCGCCGACUCUUUCAGUAUCCACCAACAGCCUGGUCCAGGUCUGCAAGCAUAGGAGGCAUCGGACGUUGGCCAACCUGAGGACUCUGGACUUGUCCAACAACUGCUUGGAGAAGUUGGAGAUCAUCUCCAGAAUGCUUGUGGAUGCACCCCAUGACAUUGGGGAAGACGAGGAUGAGCCCAUGGUGGUCACCAUACACGGGCAGCAGGAUGAAGAUCCAAAUAUUCCUGCAGAUGCUUGGAAGCUCUACACCAAUACUGCAUGUACGGACACAGAGGGCACCCUCCUCUUUCCAAGCCUUAACGUCUUGAUGCUCUCAAAUAACUUGCUGAGUGAGAUCCCAGCCGAUGUACAGUACUUGACCAAGCUUAGUAGUUUCAAGGUGGAUGGUAAUGUGAACAUCACUACCCUACCACCAGAGAUGGGAAGACUCAAAUGCCUUUAUGACUUCAAUGCAGACGGUUGCCAACUUGUGGAGCCUCUCUCUUCCAUGAUCAAGACGUCGCUCGUCAAAGAUGUGCUAGGGUACCUACGCUCCAUUCUCGAUGAUGCAAAGCCAUACACCCGUAUGAAACUGAUGUUUGUGGGGAAAGCUGGCAUCGGAAAGACAACUCUGCUGAAUGAACUGCGCAGGGAUGGAGUGGGUGCUUAUAUUGCACAGUCACUCGGGACCUUUGGGGAGAGACAAGGUAACAGCCACAUUGGUGGUAAAACCCUGAAGGGGACACACCUGUCUACGGUCGGAGUGGACGUCUGCGAGUGGACCUACAACAAGAAGAAAGGCAAACACGGCAAGGUCACGUUCAGCACCUGGGAUUUCGGAGGACAGCAAGAGUUCUACGCAACACACCAGUAUUUCCUGACGAAGCGAUCCCUCUACCUCGUGGUCUUCAAGAUCACUGAUGGGUCAAAGGUCAUCAAUGAACUCCAGCAGUGGCUGGUUAACAUACAGGCGAGGGCUCCCAACUCUCCUGUCAUCAUCGUAGGCACUCACUACGACGUCAUCCUCCGAGACAAGAAGUAUUCCAAGGAGUACUGGCCCGAGCUGAAGCGGACCAUCUUCGAUCGGUUCAUCAACAUUGCCCAUCCCCAGGAUGCGGGGCUCCCCCACGUGAUAGCGUGCGUAGAGGUGAGCUGCGCUGCCAGCUCCAAGUCGUACAAUGUCAACAUGCUUCGGGAUUUGCUGUACGACACGGCCUAUAGUCUAACUGAGGGUCGAGAGAGGGAGCCCUUGUUGAUGCAGAGGGUGCCGACAUCCUAUCUUGCCCUUGAGAAGGCUGUGAUGCAGAUCUCAGCUGACAUGAGGGCUGCUAAGAGAGAACCCGUCCUGCACAGUACUGAAUAUAAGUCUGAGGUGAUGAGGAUGAUGGUCGAACAGUCUCAGAUCUCAUUCCACGAUAAGGAAGAACUCCUCCAAGCAACAAGAUUCCUUCAUAACAACGGUAUUCUUCUUCACUACGAGGACUCAAUGCUGAAUGACUAUUUCUUCCUGGACCCGCAGUGGUUGUGUGACACGCUGGCCAAGGUUGUGACGAUUCCAGAGAUUAACCCAGAUGUUAAGAAAGGUGUGAUGCUCGUCAAAGAUCUGCAUCGGAAGUUUGAGGAUUCCAGCGUGAAGGAAUUCAUAAUCAGCCUCCUCAACAAGUUUGAGGUGGCUGUGACCUAUGACCCCAAGCACCUCUUGAUCCCGUCUCGUUUACCCCAGGAGGGCGUGGAUACCACCAUUAUACCGGUCUUUAGGAGCAGGAGUGACUCCACUAGGGUUUACAGGAAGACAGGAGCAAGAAGUCCAUCACCGAUCCAGUCCUCUCCUCCAGAAAGAUGGAACAGAAAAGCAGUACGUGGUCACAGUCCGUCACCCUCCAGGAUGUAUUGCCGUGAUGGAUCACCGACAGAUGUCACAUCCGCUGGAGAGACAUCCCCUGAGACCCUCGAACCUCCUGAGAGGAGCCAAGCCUCGAUGUCCAUCCCAGUCCCGAUCCGAAGAAACCUCCAGGGCAAGGCGAGAAUGGCAAACUGCGCUUCGUCACCUCCUUGCGAGAUGUACAGUGAAGCGUCAACGUCCACCUUGGGAUUGGACACAAGUGAUACCCCUACCUUUGAACUGUUGCGGAAGUCGGCUACCAUCUCCAAGAGCCCAAGCUCAGGGGAUGUCAAUACAGGAACUGUCAAAGGAAAGCUGGACAGGGCAGACAUUGCGUUGGUGUCAAAUCAGGCAAAGGAUGACAAGGUGCCCAGCCCAUUUGAUGGGUAUAAGUUCACUCCUGUGGAGAACCUUAAGACUGCUAUCAGAAGACUCUAUAUCCUCCAGUACAUUCCCAGUGGCUUUUGGUCACACCUGAUCAGCAGACUUUUAUCCGACCAGAUGAUCCCUGGUCUUAUCAACUCUAUGUAUCUGCUCUCGGACGAUGUCCGCAGGUUCUUUGAAGAUACCCCUAUAUCAGAAUUCACCAAUGAGUUCCAGUGGGUGUGUUGGCAGUCUGGGAUUGAAUUGAAAUUCAUGUCAGUGACUGUGUUCCAUGUGAAAGCUGUUGUCAGGGAGAAGCUAUUGAGUUCUGUUUUUGAGCGGGAGAGGAGACCAGAGUCCGUCCACGUUCUGAGCCUGACAGAUGACCCUGACAACUUCCCAAGGAAUGUGUCCCUUUCCCGGAGUGGCCAGUUGGAGAUCCUUAUCCCUAACCAAAAUCUAGAAGUAACACAUAAGGUCCAGCAGAGAGACAGCAAUGGAAAGAAAACUCUUGAUUCAGUGAAAGUGCUUACGUCAUUGGAGGCUGUUUGCCGUCUCUUGUCUACCAUCAUUGAUCUUAUUGACACCUUGAUAGAGAACUUUUAUCCCAACCUGUGUGAACCAUUGGGGACAACGUUUGAAGGAGAACUCUUCAUCACGAGGGUAGUUCCUUGCCACCGGUGUUGGCGGGACUACAACAAGCCAAGUUGGGAUGAGGUGGAUGUCUCCGAAUGGGAAUUCAUCCAUGCUCUCGAUGCAGAUUUGCACCUGAAUGCCGAACACGAUUCUCCGCUCCUGUGGUCGUCCAUCAGCUCUGCAGAUGCCCAGAUGAUCAGCACCAAUACGGGUGAGCGAAGCAAGCUUUGCUGUGGACUCUCCUGUAGCUACCCAAGACUCCAUGAUGACAUCCUGACAGGUGUCAACCUCAGGCACCUCAACCCAAGGCGAAAAGCUGCCCAUGCACUCUAUCGAAAGGAUCGCAUAGCGGCAGCGGCCAACAUCCGUCUCUCUACCGAUGGCGACAUGACUCUACAGACGGAGAUAGAUGCUGACCGAGAACAUCCCCUGCCGCUGGAGACCUGCAGUGAGCUUGGUAUUGAACCCGAUGUCAGCAACGACAUGAUCGCCUUGGACACUGUCCUUAACAGCACCAUGUUGAGCUCCAUCCAUAAAAGUGGUGAUGUGCCUCACGAUAUCUGCGUGUAUGGGUUCCUUUUUGAAGAGCUUGUCCUGCAAUCUAUGAGGAAUGAGUUUGUGGAGUGUCCCAAUCACGGAAACAUAGCCAUCUCCGUCAUUGCACCAGAUGUUAUGUAUGCAGAUCUUGGACCAUCCCUCCUGACCGAAAAGUCGGCCUUGGACAUCCAACGUCUGUUGGGCAGUGGGACGUUCGGCCUGGUCUUCCAGGGGGUGAUGGCCCGUGCCUCAGAGCACCGACGUCCCAUCGCAGUCAAGAUGCUCCAGCCCUACCCGCCAGGCCAAGGCGCCGGGAACACCGACAGGCGGCGCUACGACAACGACAACACCAAGUGGCACCGGGAUCCGUUAAGGUUCUCCUGUGAGGCUUACAGAACAGCUCGCAAGGAACUCUCCAUCAUCAAUAACCUUGACCAUCCACACAUAGUUCCUUUCCUUGGGUUCUGUAGGCAUCCGAUGUGUCUGAUCCUGGAGCUGGCGCCUCAAGGUGCACUUGACACCAAGAUGGAGAACUUCAAGCGUGUUGGAGCCAGGCUGACGCCUCACACCUUGCAAGAAUUAGUUGUACAGGUUUCCUCAGCCGUCGCUUAUCUCCACAGCAAAGACAUCAUCUACCGUGACCUCAAGGCGGAGAAUGUCCUUGUGUGGAAGUUCCCGGACCCAUAUAGUCCUAACCCUGCAGAUCCUAUCAAGAUCAAACUGGCUGACUAUGGCAUCAGCGUGACCGCACUGCCUUCAGGAACAAAGGGGUAUGGUGGGACACCGGGAUACAUGGCCCCAGAGAUUGUCCAAUAUGAUGGCAAGGAAACCUACAAUGAGAAGGUUGAUUGUUUCUCCUUUGGAAUGUUCAUGUAUGAGCUGAUGUCUCUCCAGCGACCCUUCGAGUGUCUGGUCGGGAAGGAUGUAGGUCGAUUGUCAGAGGUUAUCAAGCAACUCAUCAAGGAUGGCCAGAGGCCUGUGCUCUCAAGAAAGGAGAAGUCCAACCCAACCUACAUGCUGGACCUGCUGACCUGGUGCUGGGCCCAGGACUCCAGGGACCGCCCAUCAAUGGAACAGAUCAAGGACAUCUCAAAGACAGCAGAGUUUGCCAACCUCCUGGAGGUGCUCUCUCUGGAGGAGAAGCCAGUCGUCUCUUGCGCCGUUGCCACCACAGCAGGAUGUGGGUCGGAAGGAGACGGUCCGGACACCUCGUCCAGUCUGCCGGUCAUCUGGAUGACCCAGACCAUGGAAGAGGAUCAGUCGUCAUCGGUGGUCAUCCUCAACAUUGACCGCACCCCUAGCGACGACACCACCUGCUUCAACCUGACCGUCUCCGGAGGCACUGUCCGCUGCGUGUGUUCUGUGGCUGAUACGAUGUGGCUUGGUCUGAAUUCAGGCUCUAUCGUUGUAUAUGAGAACGGAAGGUUCUCGUACCCCAACGAAAUCGCACGCCUCUCUCUUCCACAGUACAAGAGCAAGCCGCGCUCCCCGUGCUGCAUGGUACACAUACCCCCUCUCCAGCUGGUUGCCAUAGCAGCAGAUCACGAGGUCGCCUUCAGGCAAGAAGACGGGAACGGGGCGCCCUCAGCGGACCCGGACGGCUUCCACUAUGUCGAUGUGCAGAGAGAGAUCAUAUCCAUGGCCAUCGUCCUGAAGAAGAAUGGAAGUAAAAGGUCCUACGAGCUAUGGUGCGGCCAGACCGAUGGGUACGUGACCAUCCUGAAUGCCGGCAACCUGACCACUCAGCAGGUCGUCCUCUGCCAUCUUGACGAACCCCUCACGUUGGCACCGGUCACUCAGAUGGUGACCUAUGACCUUGCCAUCCAGGAACAGAUGGGUCUCCAGCACGUCUGGUCGUACGUCCAGCCAGGCCCAGUAGUGUACAAGUGGAACACGGAAACGAAAGCAAUAGAGGGCAGGCUUGACUUUGUUGCGACGGUCUCAACUUGUAGAUCCAACCCCCGACCAAGAGGCAGACAAAGUCAUCGACCAAUGAGUGCCUUCCGCUCCCAGGUGAACUCCAUGUGCCUUAGCGGUGAGUACCUUUACAUCGGAAUAUCCUGCGGCCAUCUCCUUGUCCUUGAUGCAUCCACCCUGGCCCCAGCCAUCCUGCUCUCCUGUCACGAGGGUCCUGUCAAGUUCGUCAUUCCCGUAGCGCCCUUUCAUCAUCACCACCUGGUGCCAGACCUCCCGGAUUCAUCAUCCAUCAUCCCAGAUCAUCAGUCGGAGGCAGCCGUAGCGCAUCGGUUCAGGUUCAGCCGCCCAACCUUGGUCACCCUCGGGAAGGGCUUCAACGAUCUGGUGGGCGGAUACGGGAAUUCGCCGUCCCGCUUCACCGGCCAGGAGAGGCUGGGUUGGUACAUUCUUCUCUGGAACAUGGAGUACUUCAGUGAGGAUCGUCUGGAGGUUGGAACCGAUUUCCUGGAUGGCAUCGUGAGGAAGAAAUCAAGGAGUACAGAGGUAUGAUGACCUGGUCUAGCACUACGGUUCUGCUGCUUCAGAAUGUGAGAACUUCCAAUAAUUUCUAAGAAUAGGGAUCCCUUCUUUCAGGACCUUCUAGAAGUGAGAAUUUCCUGGAAGGGUCAUUAGGGAGAACUUAUUUUGUUGGCAUAGUCUGGAACCAUAGUGUUUUCCAGCCCAAUGCUCAGAUAAGAAGCAUUACCAUUUUCCAUCUUCCUGUGAAUGAAGAGGCUUACAGAGAUGCGACACCUCAAGGAAUAUCCAGCCUUACCAGCCAUCCUCAAACAAUGAGGUCUCUUAUACCCUCCUUUAGAUGGUAGAACAUAGUCUUUGAUGAUGAUUUUCUGUGUCAGCCAGCCGCAGGAUUGCUUGUUCUAGAACACCUGAGUGAAGAGCUUCUUAAGGAAUAUAUAUCAAUACCAGCUGUCCUCAAGGAAUGAGAUCUUCCUUUAGAAGGAGGAACGGAGUAAUUGAUGAGGAUCACCUGUGUCAGGCAGCAGUUUUGCUUGGUAAAGAAGAACUGAGUGCAAAGGUGUGAAAAUCUUGUCAAGAACCAGGUAUUCUUACCAGCUGUCCUUAAGAAAUAUGUUCAUAUACACCUCCAGUAUAUAGCAAGCAGAACAUUGUCUUUGAUGAGAAUCUCCUCUGGCCGACAGCUCAAUUGCUUGGACAAGAAGAAAUGUGUAGUACAAAUGUGUUGCAACCUUCUUGAGGAAUAUGUCAUGUUACCAGCAUUCCUCAAGGGAUAUGACCCUGUUCAUCCUCUUGUGGAGGAAAUUUUUUGUUGAUCUAAUAUGCAUUCAUUCGUAAUUUGGCCAUUGUUUUAAGGACUAAGAGUUGUAGUGUGCUCAUCAUGACUAAAAUUAUUCAGCAUUCCAUAAUUUAGGUUUGUUUGUAAAGCCAUAUGUAACUGUAACAACUGUAUCAGCCCUACCCCCAGACAUCCAAUAUGUGCAGCAAGAGUACAAGAAAGGAAGUGGAGAGGAUAGACAAGAGGAAGUAGGGAGGCAUUGAAUGAUCUAAUGCGGCAGACAAGUGUACAGAAAGAAAGACAGACACACUCAAAAGAAUAAACAUAAAUACCCCGACAACAAUAUGUGUGUCAGUGUGUAAAAUGAGUCGGAUGUAAAGUGCAUUUUGAUAAAACGAGAAGAAAGAUGAAAGACCGAACAGGACACAAGAAAGAGAGAGAGAACAAAGAAAUUAUGGUCACAAUAUUCUGCCCUAUACAGUGCACCCCAGAAAAGUAAACCAUUAUUCCCAUGUCUUUUUUCUUCAAAGGAAAAUUAAUUAUGAUAUUUCAUUUACAUCAUCAUACAAUUCAAUUAUUUCUCUAUAUUUUGAUACCUAAUAUGUGACAAACACUUCACGCAUUAAUGAGCAAGAGGAAUUUUAAUGUCAAAAUCAGGUUGCACAGAAAAGUUGAACAAGAUUGGUUAGUGAUACAAUGACCGUGCUUAUUCGACGAUUAGCUUACUAGCAUUUCUUUUGUAUUCUGUGUGAAUUUUCUCUCACUGAUCCCUGUAAUGAAAAUGGAUUCAGAUUCACAUGUGAGUUUCUGCGCAAAUCGCUUCUGACACGCCUCAAUAUUUAUUGCUUGUAAUCUGCCAUCUGCAAACGAUUUGCUCAGAUGUUGGUCUCAUAUAAAAGAUGAGAUUCCACUCUUUCCAUAAAUAUCAAAUUUAUAGUAUGUAUUAUGAAAUCUGUCUCUGAAAACGGGUUUCCUUUUUUGUGAGACGCACUGUAUAAUGCUUAGUCUACUUACAGCAGAAUGAUGUUUCUUGAUCUUUACAGGUAUAUUAUUAAGGUUUGAACGACCAAAGGAGAAAGAAAAAUAUAAAGAGAAUAGUGUCAAAUGACAUAGACAGCUUGGGAAUGUUUCAUAUAGCUUUUUUGUAAAGUAAUGCAUAACAUUCUGAUCAACUGGAGUAUGGCAAGCCAUGUGUGUGCAUCCACCACUUUAGCUUAAUAUGUAAAACAACUUUCAUUUAGAGUAUAUUCGUUGCUUUGAUGUAAAUUUGAUAAUUUCAAAUACAGUAAAGAUAUUUUCCUCUUAAGCAACAUGUUUACUUUAAUAUGUUUUAUACUUGUAUUCAUUAUGUUUUUGUUUAUGCUAACAAAUAACAAGAUCUAGAAGAGUUGCAUGAAAAUGAAUAAUGCACGUCUUCAUCUGUUCAUAAUAUGAUAUAUCCGCUGUUGUCGAGGCCCUUAUCAAUCCAUUGCUCCCUGCCUAAUGGCUUCAGUGAUAGAUUAAACACAUCCUCAACUCCUCAACUAAAUGAACUCAUCCACAUUCAUCAUUUGUAUAAUAUCUCAUGAAAAGUUUUGGCGCUUCAUAUUUCCGUAAUGUACACUGUUCGUAAAGCCAUGCAUAACUUUACCAACAGCUUUAUGAAAUAAUAAUUGGCAUUUAUAUAGCGCUUUAUUAUUCUACAACUGUUUAAAGCGCUUCACAAUUAUUACCCGGUCACUUGAUCCAUAGCAUUUCAAGCAGCCUGUUAGGCGCAAGCUUGCUAAACCAACCACAAUGACGGUUGUUUCCUACCUUUGCCCAAUUAGCACCUGGGUGAGAGUGGUAAAUCAUCCUCGGGAUGAGAAAAAAGGGCUCGUUUUAAUAGGACACUAUCCCUGUCCACCCGAAACCUCCCACCCAACCCACAACCACUUUAGCUCCUUAUCAGCGAGACCCUGCAAUGAGAUACUAUUGAUAUGUUCUCAAGAUUAAAAGCCUUGAUUUGCAAGCUGCAGGAGUGCCGAUUUGGCCCAGUUUCUAUUCCGCCGGGAAAUAGGGAACUGAUUUUGCAUUUUGAUUGCCGGCUGUGCGCUGUUUGUUGGGAACCUGGAGUAGACUUGUAUUGCUUUUUAAAAGAUGAGCAGAAAAAAAAUGUGUCCUCUUGAUUGUUGUUGUUGACAUAUGAAUGCCUUUCUUUCAUUCAACUGACAUAGCAUAGAAGUAGCAUUAUCAUAAUACCGGAACGCCAUUACAAACACCACACGUUUGAUCAUUGUUUCGAUCAAUUUAACACCACUUUUUUUCAUUCAAUUAUACAACAUUCUCUUUGGAGAUGAUAUCUUUUUAGAUCUAGGUACUUUACCACGAUUAUGAGUUAUUUUAAGAGAGCUAGGAUUAUAUGUAUAUUUGGUUAGUGCAUUGCUUCUCGGUGCAAUGGAAAUUUCUCCCACAAUGCAUUUCAUUUGAGAACCUUAAAGGCACGUAUCUUUUGACAUGUUCAGUAAAUGUAUGUGACACCAACGGUUAUGCUAUUGUGAUUUGGUAACAAAAGGUAUCGAGCACAGUUCUGUAUUGCGUUUUCAAUUUUGCUAAGGGCAUGGGUGAGGCUGCCCAACCUAGCGUCAAUCGCAAAUAUGGGUGGAAUACUUAAAAAAUACAAAACUCAUUGAUACAUGUAGCUCAACAAUAUAGAGCAUUUUCAAUCCAAACAGCAAGAUUUAUUUGAAUACUUUGUAUUUAUCACCCUAUGAAAAGAAUAUUGAUCAAAUUAUUUUUUAUACUUGUUUAUUUAUUCAAUUAUUUUUUUUAAUUUAUUUACUUAUUUAUUCAUUGAUUCAUUGGGCAUUAUCAAGAUAAGUACAAAUGUGUAAAAUGACUGAGGUGUUACUAAGUGUUAAACUCUCUUGGUGGCAGAAUUUACUUGUAUCACUUGGUUAUUAGUGGCAGCAUUGUCACAUGUUUACCAAAUUAAAAGUCAAGUAAUUGAAGCUGCUGAAGUCAAAUUAAUGAACAACAGUUUGAGUGAUCUGGUGGGUGUUCCAUAAAACUGACUGGUGACCCUCUCUUUACAAGUAACUCAACACCAAAAAAAUAUGGGGUAUAUCAUUUACUAUAAGAAAGGGUCACCAGUCGUUCAUAAAGUCGCUUGUAACUUCUGAAGAUUUAUGAAACACUCCCAUUGGUCCUGUAACAACAAAGGUUAGUAAUUAAUCGUACGCUUGAUUUUCACUAUUAAUUGUACAUUGUAGUCAAUGUAGUCAUUAAAAAAAUGCUCUAUAAUGAUUGCUAAGUUUUAUGUUCUGGGCCCCGGAUGUGAAAAUAUGGUUUGACUUUUGGAUGGUCAAGCGUGCAGUAUACUACUUUACAUGUAAAUUUGGUUCCAUGACGUUUGCUCUGGCGACAAUUACUCCGCUCUGAAUUUCACAUCCUAAUCAAAUAACCAACUUCAACCCUGGGUUUAACAAUAUACAUGUACCCUACCCUAACAUUAACCCUAAACCUAACAUAAAACCCUAUUGCAACCCUAACCCUACAUCUUAGACAAAAUUAAGCCUGGAGAAAUCGUCGCAGGAGCAAUUGUUGUGUCACUGUGUAAUUGUCCUCUCUCUCACUCUCUCCCUCCCCCUUUUCCCACUCUCUUUCUCUUCCUUCACUUCUCUCUUUCUCACUUUCUCCCCUCUCUCUCCCUCUUUCUCUCUAUCUCGCUCUGUUAUAUUUUUUUGUAUAAGUAUCAUUCUUUCCCUUUCUUCCUGCAUUUCUACUGUACCUCUUUAACUCUUUAACUUAAUGUUUAAGAUCAAACAAUUUUAUUAAUUAUUUAAUUUGGCUUGGUACAUAGUGCAAUAAUCAAACCAAUCAUUGCAUACAAUGUAUGUUUGUUAAGAUAUUCUAACUAAUUUGUGAAUAUGCAAAUAUACUGUAUGUUUUAGCAAUAAGCAUCAUAUUUAUAUUAUGGUCUUUUAUGUACAGGUGCAAAUGUGCAAUACAUUUAGAAUAUUGAUGUAAUACAUGAAAAAGUUAUGUAUUUAUUGUUGAGGCCUAUGUUGAAUGUUAAAGGAGGUAAUCAAGGCUGAAAAUUUUGUGAAUUAAAGUCGGACAAACAUAUCACCUUUAAAGCGUUGUAAACAUUAGUAUAUUUCAAACCAAAAGACAGACACUAAUGCACCUAUCUUUCUCAUCCGAAAUUAAUGGACUAGCUAACAUGUGAUUUAGCAAUAAUUUUGACACAGUAAAACUAUUAAUUUAAUCCAUUUAUAUCCAAAAACACUAACGUUUUUCCUUUUUUUUUCAUAUCACGAGGUAGUGAGUGGCUCAUUUUUUUUAAAUUUAAACAUGACUGUCAUUCUUUAAACUUGAAUGCCUUCAUAAAUGUGUCUUAUAAUUUAUUUUUAUGUUGAAAAUUAUAUACAGGCUGGACCUAUCAAAAAAGGGGAUUUUUUUUCUUUUAUAUUUUGCUCAGGCGUUAUUUUAUUCUGAAGAAUGCAUUUUUUUUCAUCCUCCCUGUAUGUGAUUAGGGUAUUUUUUUCUAAUCUUUCCCAUAUAGGUUCAAACAUUAAAUGGAUUCAAAGUGUUAGGAAGACAACUUUAACAUUUUGAAGAAAAAAGGGUAUUGAAAAAAUCAAGAAAUGCAUGCUUCUCUGCUGGUCAGAUGAAUAGAUUCCUUUUCUUUUUUUGAUAAAUAUUUCUAAAGUUUAUAUCAAGCACGAUACUCGUAGCAUACUGUAUAUCUGGAGAAAGUUUGUGAUCUAUUCUAUUGUGUGUAUAUUUGUAUAAAUUUGUGUACAUUUGCAUGGGCAAUUUCAACAUAUUAUGGCAAUACGCUUCACUGUGCAUUAUUUCAUACUAAUACCAAACAUAGUUUAUUGUAUAAUUUCAUCCCAUUUUGGGCGGAGACGAGAAAUAUGAAUUAUAUUUAUUAUAUAUUCCUGGGUAAAAUUUAUUGUGUAUGUUGUGUGUUUCACAUUCUGUCUGAUUGUUGUGUAAAAGCUUUGAAGAAAAUUAUGUAUAUUUGUAAAGUUGUUGCAUGAUAUUUUGAAAUAAAGUGAUGUAAAGUGAAGGAAAUUGA
This is a messenger RNA of Lytechinus pictus (painted urchin), 15308 nucleotides long. Its product is annotated as leucine-rich repeat serine/threonine-protein kinase 1-like. The record is from RefSeq and is a predicted model, not a curated record. The transcript has 25 exons. Gene Ontology annotation, molecular function: ATP binding; protein kinase activity; protein binding. Gene Ontology annotation, biological process: protein phosphorylation. Lineage: Eukaryota; Metazoa; Echinodermata; Echinoidea; Temnopleuroida; Toxopneustidae. The coding region runs from base 940 to 9516 and encodes 2858 amino acids.